AUGUGGACGACCACGACCGGCUUGAGUGGUCGGCCGCUCCGGCUGAGCAUCACUAUCACGGCUGUGGUUGGUUUCUCGCUAUUCGGCUACAAUCAGGGCAUGAUGGCUGGCCUCCUCAACGGCAAGGAAUUUGUUAACAAUUUCCCAAUCCUUAAAAUGCCCGAAUCUCCAACUGCAUCGGAAAAACACUAUAUCGACGUCAUUCGCGGUGCUGUCACAUCCUGCUAUGAGCUUGGAUGUUUCUUCGGCGCGUUGUUCUCCAUGUUCUUUGGCGAUAGACUUGGUCGCACUCGUCUGAUCUUUGCAGGUGCCAGUAUCCUCAUCGUCGGUGCUUUGCUUACAACCGUCUGCUUUACUGGCAAAUGGGAAGUAGGUCAGUUCGUCAUUGGCCGUGUUAUAUCAGGCAUUGGAAACGGCAUGAACACCGCCACAAUUCCGGUCUGGCAAUCAGAAUGCUCCGGGGCUCACAAUCGUGGCUUUCUGGUUUGUUUCGAGGGUGCGAUGAUUGCUGGUGGCACUUUCAUUGCCUAUUGGGUCGUCUUUGGUCUCUCGCACGCCGCGGACAGCGUUCAGUGGCGAUUCCCUAUUGCGCUCCAGAUUUUCUUCGCUGUGAUUGUGGCCGCCGGCGCCAUGAUGCUCCCGGAUUCCCCCUCGUGGUUUGUGAACAACGGACGUGAUAAGGAGGCUUGCGAAGUUCUCGCUAAGCUCAACAACACCACUCCUGAUUCUGAUAAAGUUCUUCACGACUUCAACUUCUUGAAGAUGGACGUGGAAUCCUCGAAGAAUGUACAGUCAAGCUGGAAGACAGUAUUCACGUUUGGCAAGACCCAGGAAUUCCAGCGUCUUCUCAUUGGUUGCUCCGGCCAAUUCUUCCAGCAGUUCACCGGCUGUAACGCCGCCAUUUACUACUCGACGCUACUCUUCCAAGAAAACCUCAACAUGGGGGAAUAUCUCUCUAUGAUUAUGGGUGGUGUGUUCGCUACUGUCUAUGUUAUUGCAACAAUUCCGUCCUUUUUCAUGAUUGAAAAAGUCGGCCGUCGCAAUCUAUACUUGAUUGGUUUCCUAGGCCAGGGGCUUAGCUUUGUCAUCACAUUCGCUUGCUUGAUCAAACAGAACGAGGAAAACGCCAAGGGAGCUGCCGUUGGUAUCUUCCUCUUCAUUACUUUCUUCGCAUUCACUCUCCUCCCACUGCCCUGGAUCUAUCCACCCGAGAUCAACCCCCUCCGCACCCGUACCGUGGGUGCAGCGGCAUCGACUUGCACCAACUGGAUCUGCAACUUCGCCGUCGUUAUGUUUACGCCGCUCUUUGCUGGUCAGAGUCCAUGGGGCGUGUAUCUUUUCUUCGCACUCUUUAACUUCCUCGGCUUGAUAUUCGGCUUCUUCUUCUAUGUGGAGACAGCCGGCCGUGAGCUUGAAGAGGUCGACAUAAUCUACGCCAAAGCGCAUGUCGACGGAAAGAUGCCGUUCAGAGUCGCCCAUGAAUUGCCCAAGCUCAGCUUCGAACAGAUCGUCGAAUAUUCUCGCGAGCUGGGCUUGGAUACCAACGAUCAUGCUGUACCCGAGAAGAACGAACUUGGUCUCAGCAGUGACAGUGGCAACGAGAUCGAGGAGGUUCAGGAGAAGAAAUAG
Molecule: messenger RNA, 1629 nt
Organism: Penicillium soppii
Lineage: Eukaryota; Fungi; Ascomycota; Eurotiomycetes; Eurotiales; Aspergillaceae
Gene: mfsA
Product: glucose-inactivated glycerol proton symporter STL1
Exons: 1
Coding region: 1-1629 (542 amino acids)
Biological process (GO): carbohydrate transport; transmembrane transport
Cellular component (GO): membrane
Molecular function (GO): carbohydrate:proton symporter activity
Source: RefSeq, a predicted model, not a curated record